AUGAGCUCCCCAGAUGGGCCGAGCUUCCCUUCGGGCCUGCUCUCUGGGGGCGCCUCCCCCAGCGGCGACGAGGGCUUCUUCCCCUUCGUGCUGGAGCGGCGGGACUCAUUCCUGGGAGGGGGCCCAGCGCCAGAGGGGCCGGAGGACCUGGCCCUGCAGCUGCAGCAGAAGGAGAAAGACCUGCUGCUGGCUGCCGAGCUCGGCAAGAUGCUCCUGGAGCGCAACGAGGAGCUGCGGCGACAGCUGGAGGCCCUGAGCGCACAGCAGGCGGAGCGGGAAGAGCGGCUCCAGCAGGAGAACCAUGAGCUGCGCUGGGGUCUGGCAGCCCGGGGUGCCGAGUGGGAGGCCAGAGCUGUGGAGCUGGAGGGGGACGUGGAGGCCCUGCGAGCCCAGCUGGGAGAGCAGCGCUCCGAGCAGCAGGACAGCGGGCGCGAGCGGGCGCGCGCUCUGAGCGAACUCAGCGAGCAGAACCUCCGGCUCAGCCAGCAGCUGGCCCAGGCCUCCCAGACCGAACAAGAACUUCAGAGGGAGCUGGACAGCCUUCGAGGGCAGUGCCAGUCUCAGGCUCUGGCCGGGGCAGAGCUGAGGACUCGACUGGAGAGCUUGCAGGGGGAGAACCAGAUGCUGCAGAGCCGCAGGCAGGACCUGGAGGCCCAGAUCCGGGGCCUCCGCGAGGAGGUGGAGAAGGGCCAGGGCAGGCUGCAGACCACCCACGAGGAGCUGCUGCUGCUGCGGAGGGAGAGGCGGGAGCACAGCUUGGAGCUGGAGCGGGCGCGCUCCGAGGCCGGGGAGGCGCUGAGCGCGCUGCGCAGGCUGCAGCGGCGCGUCUCCGAGCUGGAAGAGGAGUCGCGCCUCCAGGCCGCCGACGCGUCGUGCGCCUCGCUGCAGUCGGAGCUCGCCUGCACCCUUGAGACGGGCCAGGCCCAGGCCCCGGACGCCAGCGUGGGCCGAGACACCCAGACCAGUGUGCUCCCGGAGACCCAAGAGGUGUCCAGCCUCCAGCCUGCCUCCCGCGAGGAGAGCCUGGAGCCUCCCAAGAAGCGAGCAGCCCGCAGCCCCGCCGAGAUCCUGGAGGAGAGCGAGGCGGAAGUGGCCAGGCUGCAGGAUGAGGUCACGCUGCAGAGGGAAGAGCUCCAGUCCCUGAGACAGGAGCUGCAAAGGCAGAAGGAGCUGCGGGCACAGGACAACCCCGAGGAGGCCCUGAGCGGCGCCCUCGCCGACCGGGAGGAGGCCGUGAGCAAGACCCGGGAGCUGUCCCUGGAGCUGAGCCGCGUCUCGCUGGAGCGAGACUCCCUGUCCCGGGAGUUGCUGCGCACCAUCCGCCAGAAGGUGGCGCUGACGCAGGAGCUGGAGGCCUGGCAGGACGACAUGCAGGUGGUGAUCGGGCAGCAGCUGCGCUCCCAGCGCCAGAAGGAACUGGACGCGGCCGCGGCGGCGCCCCCGCCACGCCGCCCCGCGCCGCGCUUCUCGCUGCGGGACGGCUUCCUCACCAACCUCUUCCGAAGGACCUGA
Lepus europaeus (European hare) is the source of this 1512-nucleotide messenger RNA. RefSeq names its product BICD family like cargo adaptor 2 (gene BICDL2). The transcript has 9 exons. Lineage: Eukaryota; Metazoa; Chordata; Mammalia; Lagomorpha; Leporidae. Bases 1 to 1512 code for a protein of 503 amino acids. Gene Ontology annotation, biological process: Golgi to secretory granule transport; vesicle transport along microtubule. The record is from RefSeq and is a predicted model, not a curated record.